ACAUAUGAAGAUCAACGCCAAAUAUAUGAUUUCAAUAUUUUUAAACGAUGAUUAAAUAACGUACCAUUGACGAUACUUUAGUAUAUCGUUUGCUAAUAAUAUGCUUUUGGAUUUUUAAAGCAACCCGUCUAUAAUGUUUCUCCGUUACAGCUUCUUUUUGUUGUCGGACUACUUUGUAAAUGCGUGGCUUUGUUGCUGUGUUUGUGAUGCUCUGUGCUUCCGAGAACUCUACCCUUACCUAUUAUAUUUUUUGAGAAGGAUAUACUCCUAGGACGUGGCUUCUCCUAUUGGAAAUUCAUCCUUGUUUCUCACUUUGAAUAAUGUGUUAUGUUGGAUAAAUAAAAAUUACAACUGUUUUGUUGUAUCUAGUAUAUACUCUGUACAUUUAAAAUAUUCUUCCAUAGUCUUAAUAGUUACUCUUUAUGUAUUCAAUAACGGGAUACAUGUGUACGAGCUCAAAAUGACAAUAUUGCUUUUUCAAUAAAUAGACUAUUAUCAAACAUAAGCUAUGCGUUUUUGUUAUAAUAAAUGCUUUAUGUGCUUUAAGUGUAAUUCAGCUGUCAAGAGAGUUAAGUACUGAUAUCGAAACGAACUUUAUAUCGGAACAGUAUUACAAUAGCAAACAUUUUGUAUCACAUAAUUCAUUAUAUUUUAUUAAUUUAUUUCCACCAUACUAACAAUCGUUUAAGUUAAUUUUACUAGGACAACAUGCUCAGCGUACUCAUCAUUUAUCAAUUAAAAUUAUGUACAAAAUGGUUUAAGAAUAAAAUCAAUGGAUUAUAGAUAAAUAUUUGUUUCCUUGAUUACUUUUUGGAUUACCUUUUUCAUGAAUUUGAUGAUUAUUCAACGUAUGUGUUUAUAUUUGACCUAUAGCACAUUUAUGAUUUUGUUACGAAGCUUCGGAUUUUUGUGUCAUAAAUGUCAUUGACUGAAAGAGCCUCGGAAUACAAAAGCAAACAAGUACUAAAUUUUAUGUAUAAAUUUCGCCAAUAUUUCUACAUAUACAAACUUCUGUGUUUGUGUUUUGUAUGAAGUGUUUUAACGCGUUUCAAGACUUGUAAUUAAUCAUUGUCAGUGGUCCUAAGUCAUAGUUUAAGUAAUGAAUUGGUCGCAUAUUGUCUUUUUUAUUAUGAUAAUUCUUGCUCUUUCACAUUGUAUUUUUGAUGGAUUUUACCUAAAAUUUACUCGGCGAAAUCCGGUCGAAAAUGCCACAAAUGAAUCACCUUUUAUUGUAAAUGGAAUAUUUUGGUCCGAUCUUGCCGAGUCGUAUGUUCCGCAAGGCUUAUCGUUUGAUGAAUGUGUUAAACACACUAUACACUUGCAAGGACAAGCUGUAGAAGCUUUAACAAAGUCAACUAUGGGUGUAUGCGGCCGGCAGCUCAAUGCGCUCAUAACACUUAAGGAUGGAACAACAAUGUGUGCCAAAUACAGAGGGAAAUACAAAGCAUACGGUGAAGUGUUGACAUUCUAUCUUUCACGUUUACUUCACAUGAAUAAUGUCCCACUAGCGUUUCUCGUAAAAACAAAUGCAACGUCAGUUUUCUGGAAACAAGUGAACAUAUCGUCACUAUCAUGGGAAGAAAAUCAAAUUGUGACAUUGAUUGAGUGGAUCAGUAAUAGUUCCAAGACAAGGCUUCCCCCUAUCAUAUACGAUGCUUUUAUAAAAAGACAGCCAAUCACUGGUCGCACUAUCAGUUCCUCUAACAUUAUAGACAAAACACCGGAAGGAAUAGCUGAAAUUGUACAAUGGGGGACUGUGAUAUUGCUUGACUUUUUAACUGCACAUCUAGACAGGUAUGUCAGGAUUAAUUUCGCAGAAGGAAGAGGACACCAUCCAAGUUUUUCUUCGAAUUAUACAAAAAACCUAAUCCAUUCUAAAAAUGGGAAAAUAUGGCUGAUCGACAAUGAAAGUACAUUUUUCUUGUCUUAUUUCCUAACAAAAUGUGCAAAAUAUAAUUGUGUAGCACGACGGCUAAGAUUUUAUGAAGUUGUGCUUAAAACGGUUUGUGUUUUUCAACGAUCAGUAGUAAAUGCACUCAUGCGUCAGUUAAGAAACGGCUCAAUAUACAAAAGUCUUUUGUUGCUUUCCAAAACAUUUCAGCCUCUACAAGGUGGUCUGACAUUCGACGACAAAUACAGCUUAAUUGCAGAUGUACUUAAUAAAAGAGUAGCUCAAGUUGUAAAAUGGAUACAGUAUUGUCAACAUAAGCAUCAAUUUUAAGGAUCAUAAUUCCAUAUCACGUCUUUACUUAAAUUUAUAUGGUGUAUAUCAAUACCACCGCGUCCAGUUGUUACUCUGAGAAAUUGGUAACGUAUGGAGCCUUUUUUGGUUAUUUGGGGUAUGAUAAAUUGUCAUUUUCAAUUGAAAUUAUUGUCAGAGAUGGCAUAUAGCACAAGAUGUGCUCCGACAUUGAUCAUUACUCGUUGCUAUUCGUUUUCCAGCAAUUCUAAGCAUUUUUCACAAUUACUUUGGAAAACCAUGAGAAUACAAGUACGAAAUUGCUACAUAAAGGUUGCAAAGUGAUGUGCACGGCCGUAAAUGCACGUUGUAUCAAUGAAAGUAUGAAGCUGUAGUCAAAUGUCUUCGUUUGGGAACAGCUAUAUCCAAACAUGUCUUUAAUCUUCGUUACUUUUAAGUAAGAGUGUUAUAAUCUUUGUUACUGAAGGCAUGAAGGCAUGUGUAAAGGUUCAACUUAAUACUUGCGUCAUUUUCACAGACAGCGACUUGCAUUCAAAUCUUUAAUAGGAAUAUUCUAAGUAGUGGCAUAUUAAACUUUGUUAAAAUUCAAAUCUGAAUUAAA
Molecule: messenger RNA, 2801 nt
Organism: Mercenaria mercenaria
Lineage: Eukaryota; Metazoa; Mollusca; Bivalvia; Venerida; Veneridae
Product: four-jointed box protein 1-like
Exons: 5
Coding region: 1100-2221 (373 amino acids)
Biological process (GO): cell-cell signaling
Source: RefSeq, a predicted model, not a curated record